Paramecium pentaurelia is the source of this 704-nucleotide messenger RNA. Lineage: Eukaryota; Ciliophora; Oligohymenophorea; Peniculida; Parameciidae. The record is from the annotation of a GenBank genome assembly.
AUGAAUCAUAUUAUCAAAGAUAACCUAAUUGACCUGAACUUAAAACUAACUGAUGAAAAUUAAAGACUUUCUUUGCUCGUCUACAGUCUUUAACGAUAAUUGGAUAAGGCAGCAGUUUAAAUAAACUAUGCUUAAUCAUUAGAAGAAAGGUUGGAAAUUGUCUAUUUAGAAUUAAUAUAGUUAAGAAAAGAUAAUCAAAACUUAUUAGAACAAUUAUAUCUCGUUAGUUAAACAUCAAUAUCAAUUGAUAAAGAAGAAGCUGUUUAGCAAGAGAUAUAAAGUGUGAAAAUAUUAUAUGAAUAAAAGUUAUAAGUUUUACUUAAAGAGAAUAAGAGACUUAAUAGGUUAAAUAAAGAAUUGUAGAACAAAUAAAUAAACAACAUUCAGACACAUGCCUCAAAAUUAAUGGAAUUGAGUGUUGAAUUAAAAAACAAGUUGGAUAGCUUUGGAUAUCAACCCUCUUCUUUGAAUUCCUCAUAGGUAGCUCCAAAAGUGUUAACAAAGUAGAUUUAUGAUAACCUUAUCUAAUAAUUGACUCAAAGUAGUGGAGAAGAGAAGACUUUUCGAAUGUACUAAAUUUAUUAAAUAUAAGACCAAAGAGAUUGCCAGUUUUGUAAUCCAAAGAAAUUAGAAUACCAAAAAACAAUAGUCAUAAGAACUUUACAGCUAUUCCUUUUAUUUAGAAUAUUAAUAAUAUUAAAUGA